Messenger RNA from Sceloporus undulatus (fence lizard), 9296 nucleotides. RefSeq names its product regulatory factor X7 (gene RFX7). The record is from RefSeq and is a predicted model, not a curated record. Gene Ontology annotation, biological process: regulation of transcription by RNA polymerase II. Gene Ontology annotation, molecular function: RNA polymerase II cis-regulatory region sequence-specific DNA binding; DNA-binding transcription factor activity, RNA polymerase II-specific. The transcript is spliced from 9 exons. Lineage: Eukaryota; Metazoa; Chordata; Lepidosauria; Squamata; Phrynosomatidae. Bases 287 to 5020 code for a protein of 1577 amino acids.
CCGGGCAGCCAGGCGGAGACCCAGGCAGGCAGGCCAGGAGGAGGCUGCGCCCGGGAACCAGGCGGAGGGCCAGACCGGCCCAGCGCCGCCUCUCCCCCUCCUCCCUUCGCCGUAGCGGCAGCCUCCUCCUCGGUCUCGGUCUGUUGCUGCUGCUGCUCGGGAUGCGCGGCUGCCUGGUGCUUCGGGGGCAGGAGCAGGAGGCGCAGCAGGGCCGGGCGAGGGGCUCCUCCCGGGCGGGGAAGGCCUAGCCCCGGUCCCUCCCUCCGCCUCCUCGGCAGCCAAGAAGAUGAUGAUGAGGAGGAUGACGAUGGCAGACAAGACCCAGGCCCAGCAGCCGCCUCCGCCGCCCGAUCCCCCCGCGGGAGGAACAGGGGCAGGCCCCGGGGCCUCGGCGUCGGGGGUCCCUUCCUCCUUUUCCUCCUCCUCCUCCUCGCCGUCCUCGUCGGCGCCCUCCGCCCCUGCGCCCCCCGCGGCCGCCCCUGCCCCUGGCUCUCCGCCGGGGCCCCCCGCUCUGCUGCCGGCGCUGGUUCCGGGGCUGCAGGGCAGCGAGGCCUCGGCCCUGCAGCACAAGAUCAAGAGCUCCAUCUGCAAAACUGUACAAUCGAAAGUGGACUGCAUUUUGCAAGAAGUUGAGAAGUUUACAGAUUUACAGAAACUCUACCUCUACCUUCAACUGCCUUCUGGUCCCAGCAAUGGAGAAAAAAGUGAUCAGCUGUCGGUGUCAUCCAGCCGCGCCCAACAGGUGCAUGCCUUCUCCUGGAUCCGGAACACCUUAGAGGAGCAUCCCGAGACGUCCCUCCCAAAGCAGGAGGUCUAUGAUGAGUACAAGAGCUAUUGUGACAAUCUUGGCUACCACCCAUUAAGUGCUGCUGAUUUUGGGAAGAUCAUGAAAAAUGUCUUUCCCAACAUGAAGGCUCGACGCCUGGGCACACGAGGCAAAUCGAAAUAUUGCUAUAGUGGACUUCGGAAGAAAGCAUUUGUGCAGAUGCCAACGCUUCCCAAUCUGGACUUCCAUAAAACAGGAGAUGGGCUGGAUGGGACGGAGUCUUCUGGACACCUGCAGAGUGCGGACGAGGAGGUGGUCUCGGCCGCCUGCCAGCUGGUGUGCGAGUGGGCCCAAAAGGUCCUCAGCCAGCCCUUUGACACGGUCCUGGAUUUGUCCCGUUUCUUGGUGAAGAGCCACUAUAUUGGCACAAAAUCGAUGGCUGCUUUGACAGUAAUGGCAGGGGCCCCAGCAGGAAUCAAAGGGAUCCCACCGCCUUCUGCUUUCAUCCCUACUGCGGAGAGCCAUUCCUUCCAGCCCCAGAUGAAGACCCUGCCCUCCCCCAUUGAUGCCAAGCAGCAGCUGCAGCGCAAGAUCCAGAAGAAGCAGCAAGAGCAGAAACUCCAGUCGCCUUUGCCCGGAGAGUCCCCCAGCAAGAAGGCUGAGGGCACUGCCGGUCACGGGGUGGCAGCAGCAAGCCUUUCGAAUGGCAGCCCAGCCAUCUUGUCUCCUCAGCCCAUUGGCAUCGUCGUGGCUGCUGUUCCCAGCCCCAUCACGGUGCCAAGGACCCGGCAGCUGGUGACUUCGCCUAGUCCCGUGGGCUCAUCUGAUGGCAAAGUCCUUCCACUCAAUGUCCAAGUGGUCACUCAGCAUAUGCAGUCGGUCAAGCAGUCACCAAAGACCCCUCAGAAUGUUCCCGCCAGCCCUGUGGGUGACCGUUCUGCCCGCCAUCGCUAUCCCCAGAUCCUGCCCAAGCCGGCCAGCAGCAGCGCGCUCACCAUCCGCUCCCCAACAACAGUGCUGUUCACAAGCAGCCCAAUCAAGACUGUGGUUCCUGCGCAGCACAUGAAUGUGGUCAAGAUGACCACCAUCUCGCUCACUCCGAGCAGCAGUAGCACACCAGUCAAACAUUCAGCUCCAGUUACAAGUUCAGGCACUCCUGAAGAGUUGAGGACUGUCCCACAGAUUAAGAAUGGGUCUGUUGUUUCCCUUCAGUCUCCAGGAUCCAAAGCCAGUGGUGGAGGCUUAGCUGCUGCAGCAUCAUUAAUAGAAGUCAAGAUGGAGCCGGAGGUGGCAUUAGACGAGAGUCUGUUGCAGAGCCAAGAGAACCCAGAUGCUGCUAAAGCUGUAAAAGUUGUCCCAAGUGUGUCUGUUGGUCAGCAGAGGAGAGAGGAAGCAGAGCCCUGGAAAGUUCAGGCCGAAGAGGGUCUUGGAGAAGCCAAAGGCCUUCAGGGCUGUGAGCUUAGAGCAGAGGAUUCGGGGAAGAAAUGUCUGUCCCAGCCCAGUGAACUGCUUCCGGCCACUCCACCAAGGGCCAGUCUAAGCACAUUCCCGGCCUUGCUGGUGACUCAGAACUUGUCUGGCCCCAGCAUGAGCUCGCCUCCCAGUAAUGACAAACUGUACACAAAAAGCCCAAGGAAGAGGCUGCCUUCUAUCUUUGAAGACACUCAGGGGCCUCCAGUCAAGAAGCUCUCAGUGGGGCAGGUCCCUGCGGUGAGUGCAGAAGCCCCCAAAGCCAGCGGCAUCAAGAAAGUGUCACCGAGGGUGGUGACUCUGGCUAAGAGCGAUGGUCCAGCCACUGUCUUGCAGGUGCCUGGCAAGGUCAUGAUCAAAGUCCAUUCAGCCUCCUCAAGCAACUUGGUGACCUCCUGUCCCCUGGAUGCCGAUAUCCUUAUCAGGACUGGCAGCGCUGCUCUUGGGCAGCAGCUGGCAGCUGCUACAUCUCCGGACGUCAAAGUCAAGUUGGAAGGAAAUGUCUUUGUCUUAGAAAAUGCCUCUAAGGCAGAUGGCAGCUUUAACUCCAACGUGUGGCAGCAUCUCACAAAAACCUCCACAUUUACACCUCUGAACUGCGAGCAGCCGCAGAUGCCUCAGCAGCCACAGUCCAAACAGCCAUCACUGUCACUGCAGGAGGAAGAAGAGGAGGAGGAGGAGGAGGAGGAGAUCAGUGUUAUGACCCUUGUGGGACACACUGGCACCGAGAACUUGCCAAAGUCAGUCUGGGAGCCAGUGCACUUUGAAGGACUCCAGCCACAGCCAGCAGCCCCACUGCAACAGUCCCAGCAGUCUCAGCUGCAGCUGCAGCAGGAGGAAGAGGGAGUGGCUGCGUAUGGCCAGCCGCUGCAGAGCCAGGGCCACAAUCCUCCCUCGCUUGAGCAGCAGCUCCAGGAACAGGCUUCUGGUCAGUUGGUUCUGCAGCCAGAGCUUAAAGAAUUUGAGGAGGCGGCCUCCCAGUCUGAGAACUUCUUCUCGUUUGACGACGACCUGACGCAGGACAGCAUUGUGGAGGAACUCGUGCUGAUGGAGGAGCAGAUGUCCAUGGGAAACUCCCACCUGUAUGGAACCUCCCUGGGCAUGGCCCUUCAGAACCAAGGGGCCUCUGCGCAGGUGGCAGCCAUGCCCUCUGCCCACACAGGCAGCAGCCACUUCUACCACCUCAUCCACAACCGUGGCACUCCCGUUCAUACCCCCACGCCCACCCCUACUCCCACACCCACACCCACACCCACAUCGGAAAUCAUCGCCAGCUCGCAAGGUGUGUCGCGGGAGAGUCCAUGCUCCAGGAUAGCCCAGACGACCCCUGUCGACAGCGCUCUUGGAAGCAGCCGGCACACACCCAUCGGCACGCCACAUUCCAACUGCAGCAGCAGUGUCCCCCCGAGCCCCGUGGAGUGCCGGAACCCCUUUGCUUUCACGCCUAUCAGCUCCAGCAUGGCCUACCAUGAUGCCAGCAUAAUCUCCAGUAGCCCAGUGAAACCCAUGCAGCGGCCAAUGGCCACCCACCCCGACAAGACCAAGCUGGAGUGGAUGAAUGCCGGCUACGGAGGCAUGAGCCACCCCUCGGUCUCUAGCCACGGCAUUCUCCCGAGCUACCAGGAGUUGGUGGAGGACCGCUUCAGGAAGCCGCAUGCCUUUGCCGUCCCUGGCCAGUCAUACCAGUCUCAGGCACGACACCAUGAUAUGCAUUUUGGCCGCGUGACCCCCGUCUCGCCCGUCAGCAGCAGCAGCAACAACAGUGGCAACAAGCAAGAAGGUUUUGCUGUCCCUGCUCCUCUCGACAACAAAGGAGCCGGUUCCUCUCAUAACAUCAAUUUCCGGUGCCGGAGUGUCAGUCCCGCCGUGCACCGCCAGCGCAAUCUGAGCGGGAACACAGCCUGCCCUGUUACCAGUGUGUUGCACUCUGGUGUGACUUCGACAACGCCGACACCAUUCGGGAGCCCCAUGCCGCCAGAGACCCACAGCCCCUUUGCAAACCCCAUCACAGACACCAGUGCCAAUGCCCUUGCCCAGAGGAGCCAGUCCGUCCCUCUGACCGUCAUGAUGCAGACGGCUGUUCUGCCUCCCCAGAAGCAGGCCAACUCUAAAAAGAUUACAAAUGUCUUGCUGAGCAAGCUUGAUUCAGACAAUGAUGACGCGGUGAGGGGCCUGGGAAUAAACAAUCUUCCUUCCAAUUACACUGCCAGGAUGAACCUGACACAGAUCCUAGAGACCUCGGCUGGGUUUCCGAGUGCCAACGCCCAGAACUUGCUCAAUCCCAGCCCUUCAGAUUUUGACUUCCAGACACCCAGUUACCUCACCAAAGAGAGAGACGGGGACGAUGGUGGGGGCGAUGGUGGUGGCUGCGAUCCAUUGGUGUUUGCUUCAGGAGAGCACCAAGCACAAUCGGAGGCUGGGGAGGGGCAGAUAGAUUUCAGCAGCACCGUGAAAGAGCUUCUGGAAGAGGACAGCCUGCAGCCCAGCCAGCAGCUGGUCAGCCAGGUGGCCUCCGAUCUCAGCAGCGUCACCUCUGUCUUCUCCAGUGACAUCAGGUUGACUUCAGAGCUGUCCGGCAGCAUCAAUGACCUGAACGCGCUGGACGCCAAUCUGCUCUUUGACCCAGCUCAUCAGCAGGGCCAGGAUGACGAGGCCACAUUGGAAGAACUAAAGAACGAUCCCUUGUUCCAACAGAUCUGCAACGAGUCUAUUAACUCCAUGACUUCAGCAGGUUUUGACUGGAUGGAUAGCAAGGACCAUCCUGCUGUUGAAAUGUUGGGUUGACUUGUUUUUUAAACAAGAAAAGAAACAGACAGAAAAAGAAAUAUAUAAAAUAUGUAUGUAGCACACUGUAUCUAAAAGACAGGCGUAUUGUAUUUGUCUUAAUGGAAGUGCCUCCUGCAGCAGAAACACUCUCUAUGACUUAAUUGUGGCAUUAGGGGGGGGGGGGAAAUAUUGCUCUACCAGCUGCUUUAUUCUUCAGCAGGGAAUAUACAAUCUUACCAAUUUUAAAGACAUUUCUGAAGGAUACAGCUUGAUCCAGAGCCAGUAUUAGAUUUUAAAAUUUUACUUACUGAAAAGCAUUUCUUGUAGCAAAAGGAAGAGGGAGGAAAAGGAGAAAGAAGGAAGACAUGGACAAUGAAUAUUCAGAGUACUGUCUCAGUUUAGCAAGUCUAAAUUCGGCAUGAAAGGGUGCAUCCCCCUGCACUGUGGGACUAGCCCAGAUUCCCCCCUCCCCCCAAUUGCAGUUAGUUUUUCUGCAUGUGCCCUGAUGCCAUGGCUUAACUAGGGCAGGACUUCUAGAUAGACAUGAUCAAGCCCCUCCAGUGUGUGGGGGGUUGCCAAAUGGGAAGUGCUGUCUGCACCUAGGUAUGUGCAACGGCCUCUUGCCCACGCUGGCCUACCUAUGGCUCUAGAGAGCAUACAGGGCCUGGAGCAGAUAGGAAGAAGCAUGCAGAUGGAAUGGAGGGACUGGCCCUGGGGGCUCAGGCCUGAGUAGGUGCGCAUAAGCACCGAUUGCAAAGUUGGCAGACAGACCCUCAGUUGCUGCUCCCAAAUGUUCCCAGGGUCCAUAUCACCUAUAGGUGUUUCUGUGCUAGAACAACCACACCAGAGGGGUGCAUGCCAGUGGACAGUUGCUCUGUGUGGCUAUAGUUGAUGGUGUGAAAGAAAGUCGGGUAUGAAAACUCGAUGAGACACCAAUACAUUUUUAAAAAUCACAAUCAAGGGCUAAUAGGGGGAAGGACAGCAGUAGCAGCUGAUAAGAGGUACUAAGGAAGGAGAAUGAAACACUAACAUUUCUACAAGGAAACAAAAAGAACUUUUUAGCUUUCUUUAGUUAUAUGUAUGUCCACAAGCUCAUCUUAAAAGUAUUGUCAGUUCUUAACUUUUAAACAUUGGUUUUAAUAUCUUUGAUUAAGGAGAAUGAGUUCUAAGCUUUCAGUUUGCAUUCCACGCCACUGCAUGGCUGUCCUUGUAGCACUUGCAGGAGUGUGUUUUUUUUGUUUUUGAAAAUAUUUGUCAGUGUUAGAUCAGGGGAAGUUAAGGUCAGAGUUUCUCCAGCCCACCCACCCCUGCAAACAUCCAAGAGCAGAGGGGCAACUCCCUCCUCAGUGCUAUGCAACUAGCCAGCUCUUUCCUGAAGAGCUGAUGGAAAGGAUGAAGAAAGGAUGAGGCGCCUUGGCACAUGAUGCUGCAAGGCAAAUUUCCAUAGAGCCAUGGGCAGGGGACAUUUGUCACCUGGCCCAAUACAGGACAGGUCAUACCCUCCAUACUCUUCUUCCUAGGCCUUUGGCCCUGUGGAAAUCAAUCGGAGUGUGUAUGUGGGCAGAGGCUAGCCUGCUCCUUCCCUUGCCUCCUUUUGCCUGACUUCUGUCCAUUGCAAGAGAGGAGGUUUCUCUUUCCCCAGAGGAUCAUGCCCUUUGGCUGCUUAUGGAAGGAUAAUGAAAGAAGCAACAGACAAGGUUAACCACCUAGGGCCUUAAUUCAUGCAGAGGACUCUUUGCCCUGCUUGCCCCCAGCUUUGGCCAGAGCCCUGGACUCAGAGGGGCUUGGGCACUUCCUGCCCCAUGGGUAUUCCAGGUGGGCAACACCUCGGUUGCAUUGCUUCAGCUUUGAACCAGGUCUCGGUUUCCAUCUGUAAAAAUGUCUGCAAGGCAGGGGAAGCAGCAUCUUGCUGUGGAAAGAGAUGAGGAAAGAAUGACAAAUGUCUCCUGUCCAUGAGAUGUGGCAAAUAACACCCCUUCCCCAUUUGUGCCAAUCCUGAUGGAUGGCAAUAAGCCACGUCUGUUGGGAGGGUUCAGGUAAAGGGGCUUCAAGAAAGCUCUCUCUCUCUCUUUAGUGCACGUCUUUCUGUGGAGCAGAUUUUCCACCAGGUUCUUCCAUGUCCUGUCAUUCAAGGUGCUAGAAUCACAUUGCCUCUCACUCAGGAGGCCUGAUGCCACGCCAGACCUUAACCUCUGAGUCCCAUUGCCCUCUUGAAAGGCUGCUGGUUAUGGGGCUGCCAGUGGCUGCCAACCCUCGAGCUCAGUUAGUCCAAGCAGAGAGGGAGGCUGGGGCCUUGGUGCAGGGAAGGGAGCUCUAGGCCCAGCCAGGGACACCCCCCCCCAUUCUUCCUCUUCCUUUCAGUGGAGGGGCCUCAGCCACCCAAAGCAGCAGCAGCAGCCGCAGGGUGACCAGACGACCCAUAGGUCAGUUUUGAGGAGAGACUUAGGUCGCCUUUAGGGAGUGUGGCUGUUUUCUGAGAUUCGUUUUGUUACCUCUCUGUGUAUCCAUGUCUCUUAACCUUAAAGACUCCAAAUGAUCUGGGGUUUCAGCUUGGGUUCAGGGGUGGUGGGGGCCACCAUAGGAGCUGCCCAGGCAAGUUGGGCACCUCUUAAUCUUUCUGCCCACCUGCCCUGGGAGGCUGACUUGAUGGUGCCCAGUGAUCAGAUUCUGUCAGUUUUAAAAGUGAAAGCUUUCAAACCCUCUUGUGACCACUCUUCUAAAGUCUUUUUAAAACAUUUUUAAAAUGCCUCCUUAGACCUGAGCCAGGGGACUCCUCCUUUGGUUUCAUUUUGCAACCUGCUAGCAAAUUUCAGGAUGUGAUUUUAAAGCAAAUGCUGUGAGUGUGGUGGGUUUCCUGGCCUAGGGGAAGUGGAAACCUUUUCCUCACAACCCUCUUGGUGCUAGGGCUGGGCUGGGGGCCCUGGCAGGGGUCUCUUGGUGCCUGUUUUGGGGGGGGGGGGAACUCCCCUUGUGUGGCGGUGUUACCAGCAGCCUGUUGGCAGGAUCCCUGCUCUCUUUCUUCCCUCUGGUGUGGAAGCCUCCUCUUGGCCGCCUUUCUCCACACCCAAGUAUGCAGUUCCCAUUGUGGGGAGGGGAGCCCCUUUCUGCCGGAUAGCACCCCACAACUGUGACCCCUCUGACCCCCUCCCUGCCACAAAGUUCACCUUCUUGGCUUCCUCUGAUGGUAGGACUCCUGGGGAAAUGCUUUGGAGAGUGCGCAGUCUUUAGCGGGAGGCCCUUCCCCUGCCUGCCUUGCGCAGAGGGUGGCUUUGGGGGCCCUUGCAUUUGCACUAGGCUUCUGUUGUGAACUGUGGCAGGCACAUUCCUUAGGAUAAAUGCAACCAAUACGGCCCAUAGGUGAAAGGAGAAGAAAAAAAAAUGAUUACAGAAGAGUUUUAAAAAUGUGUUUUGUUAUUAUUGCGAAGGCAAGGCUGUUGUCCUGCCGAGGACAGGGACCUUGCCUUACAUAGCAAUGUGCGUUGAUCUCAGUGAGAUGGUUCUAUUUCUUGUUCUCUUACCUGAGAAUAUUACAGCAGGAAAAACUGUUUUGUUUGCCUCACCGUGUUAAUACAUGCUCACCCGACGUGCGUGCGUGCAUGCCUCUCCUCUCUCUCUCUCUCUCUCUCUCUCUUUCUCAACGACAACGACGGCCCUUGUACAGCGCUAGGUAGGCCCCUCCACUGCUGCUCUCCCCUCGCCUCUUCUGUUCCUCCUCCGCUUUUUCUUUCGCGUUGUCGUCGUUUCCAGUCCUGGUUGUGUGUGUUAACCAGAAAAGGCAUAGUGGAAUCACCUGGUUAGUUGCAUUUUAAAAAAUGUUUACUAAUUCUGCUUUGUUAAUUGUUAAAUACGUUCUUUUCUGGGGUUGUUUUUAUUGCUCUGGUGUUGGGAGAAAAACCCCUCCUGGCAUCCUUCUGUGGGGGUUUUGGCUUGGUUUUUGUUUUUUCAUGAGACUUCAUGAAGUCACGAAUUUGCAAAAUCCUUGCAAUAAGCACUGACUUUUGAACUGAAACAGAAGAAGGAAGUUGUUUCUCGUGUGAUGAUGCACCUGAAGUCCUAUCCAGUCAUGUACUGCUCCUGCUCUUGCUCCCUGCCAGGAAAAGAGGACCGGACCGGCCCAGGCUUCCUUUUCCCUCCCAGCCCCAGCCACCCUCCCUCUGUGUUUGUUGUCUCUUGUUCUGCUGAAAUGACAGUCCUUGGAUCUUGCAGUAGCGUUUCAGUUGGGUUUUUUUAUUGAAAGUGCUCAGAUUUUUUUUAAUGUUUCCAGAAACAAUAAAAAACAACCAUUUUCUAUCAA